Messenger RNA from Alternaria ventricosa, 1218 nucleotides. RefSeq lists its product as uncharacterized. Bases 1 to 1218 code for a protein of 405 amino acids. The record is from RefSeq and is a predicted model, not a curated record. NCBI's taxonomy places the organism in Eukaryota, Fungi, Ascomycota, Dothideomycetes, Pleosporales, Pleosporaceae. The transcript has 3 exons.
AUGUUACGGGAUAACGAGUUCAUCAUGGCUUUGCAGGAGAACCCUGCCCAGUCUCUUCCCCCUGACUGCAAGAAGGUGUUAACGGGGGUUGCAUCUGCCUUUAUCCCCGAUAUCAGCGAACUUCCCCGGAAGAAGAGCAAAGCUAGCGAUGGUAGUUCAAGCCAGACGGCCAGAGACAAGGGAGUAGGUGGCGGCGGCAAGAAGAACGCAAAGAGCCCCUUCGUCACUAUCCUGCGCCUCCAAGAGCUAGCGCUUUCACCCGUCGUCCAAGCCCACCUCGACACCAACAAGACUGACGCUCAGUCAUUCUUCUACUCCAAAGAACUUGUCAACAACGUCCAAAACUACAGCAAAGACUCGACCGGUGAGGCAAUGAUCAUUCAGUACCAAUACACCAAGACCGUCUCUCGUCAGCUUGGUCUUAACAGCAUUCGAUGGCUCUUCCUUAUGCUCAUGUGGCACGAUCUCGUUAAGCUUGCACGUCCCGACUGUACCGGCAACCGGAUCGGCCAUCUUAUGAAGGUUCACCUUCUGGAACUCAUCAAACCUGUGUACGCUAGCAGCUCAGACAUGCAAAAGCUCGCUAUAGAAGAGGUGGCAGAUGAGUUGCAUGCUUGGUGCAAGUUCGGAGCCAAAAUUAACAUUCUUGUGGAGAACUUCGGCGAGGGUUGCGUCUUCUACCUGCAUAACAUUCUCUCUCCAAACUUCCUCUCCGACAAGAUGACAGCUUCUGCUAUACGUCCUCUGAACCACGGCAACGCCAGAAAGAACGUAGUUGAAGAGGUUUGUCGACUUGGAACACUGCUCUUCUUGGCACCGGUUUGGAGAAGUUUUGGUCAAUCACCAGUAUGGACGGCUGCUAUAUCGCGCAAUCUCCUCCUUGUACUCACGAAGAACAUGGUCGAAUGGAACGAUUUGAAGCCUUUGCUCAUCUGGGUGCUCUACGCCGCUGCAAUCGAAACCAAGGAUCUGGCAGAACGGAGCCAGUUCGUAUUCAUGCUUGGCAUUCUGAUGAGUGGCAUGCAGCUGCAGGCGUGGGACGACAUCAUGUUGAUUGUCAAAAGCGUAUUGUGGGUGGAAAAGGUUUUCGCAGGCACUGAUGAGUUGAUUCGCGAUGAGGUUAUGCAGAUUGUCAACCACAAUCCUAUGAACAUGUUCCCGGUUGAAACUACGCCGCCGCCAAGUUUCUUGGACGACUUUACGGCGGAAACGGAAUAG